ACGGAAGUUCCGGCGGGGGCGGCCGAGGGGGAAGAGUGUGUGUCUGCGGGAGAAAGAGGAGAAUCGCCCAAGCGGCCUCGGAAGUCCCAGGGAGUGGAGGCCCCCGCCGUGGAGCCGUGUGGUGUAUGUGUGGUAACACCAUGUCUGUGCCCCUGCUCACCGAUGCUGCCACCGUGUCUGGAGCUGAGCGGGAAACGGCCGCGGUUAUUUUUUUACAUGGACUUGGAGACACAGGGCACAGCUGGGCUGACGCCCUCUCCACCAUCCGGCUCCCUCACGUCAAGUACAUCUGUCCCCAUGCGCCUAGGAUCCCUGUGACCCUCAACAUGAAGAUGGUGAUGCCCUCCUGGUUUGACCUGAUGGGGCUGAGUCCAGAUGCCCCAGAGGACGAGGCUGGCAUCAAGAAGGCAGCAGAGAACAUCAAGGCCUUGAUUGAGCAUGAAAUGAAGAACGGGAUCCCUGCCAAUCGAAUCGUCCUGGGAGGCUUUUCACAGGGCGGGGCCCUGUCCCUCUACACGGCCCUCACCUGCCCCCACCCUCUGGCUGGCAUCGUGGCGUUGAGCUGCUGGCUGCCUCUGCACCGGGCCUUCCCCCAGGCAGCUAAUGGCAGUGCCAAGGACCUGGCCAUCCUCCAGUGCCAUGGGGAGCUGGACCCCAUGGUGCCCGUACGGUUUGGGGCCCUGACGGCUGAGAAGCUCCGGUCUGUUGUCACACCUGCCAGAGUCCAGUUCAAGACAUACCCGGGUGUCAUGCACAGCUCCUGUCCUCAGGUCAGUGGGGGGACCAUUUCCCACUCCCACUUCUCUGCCUCCAGCAAGGAGCCUCUCGUGAUCCCCUCUUAAUCCCCUCAGGAGAUGGCAGCUGUGAAGGAAUUUCUUGAGAAGCUGCUGCCUCCUGUCUAACUAGUCGCUGGCCCCAGUGCAGUACCCCAGCUCAUGGGGGACUCAGCAAGCAAGCGUGGCACCAUCUUGGAUCUGAGCCGGUCGAGCCCCUGUCCCCACCCUUCCUGACCUGUCCUUUUCCCACAGGCCUCUGGGGGCAGGUGGCAAGGCCUGGCCGGGCCUUCCUUCCUGGCCUCAGCCACGUGGCUCUGUCUGCAGCAGGGGCAGGCUGCUUUCUUACCCCAUUUCCCUGGAGGCGGGCCCCCCUGGCAGCAGUAUUGGAGGGGCUACAGGCAGCUGGAGAAAGGGGCCCAGCCGCUGACCCACUCACUCAGGACCUCACUCACUAGCCCCGCUUUGGGCCCCCUCCUGUGACCUCAGGGUUUGGCCCAUGGGGCCCUCCCAGGCCCCUGCCCCAACUGAUUCUGCCCAGAUAAUCGUGUGUCUCCUGCCUCCACUCAGCUGCUUCUCAGUCAUGAAUGUGGGCAUGGCCCCGGGGUCCCCUUGCUGCUGUGGGCUCCCUGUCCCUGGGCAGGAGUGCUGGUGAGGAGGUGGAGCCUUUUGAGGGGGGCCUUCCCUCAGCUGUUUCCCACACUGGGGGGCUGGGCCCUGCCUCCCUGUAACCCUCCUUCCCUGCAGGCCUGGAGCCUGUAGGGCUGGACUGAGGUUCAGGUCUCCUCCCAGCUGUCUCACCCCCACUUUGUCCCCACUCUAGAGCAGGGAGGCGGUGGGGGAGGAGUUGUGUCUCGUCUUCUGUCUCCAUGUGGUUUUUGGGUGUUUUUCUUGUUGUGUCCUGGAUUCCGAUAAAAUUAAAGAAAUUGCUUCCUCA
Nomascus leucogenys (northern white-cheeked gibbon) is the source of this 1710-nucleotide messenger RNA. It is a transcript of the gene LYPLA2, whose product is annotated as lysophospholipase 2. Gene Ontology annotation, cellular component: cytoplasm. NCBI's taxonomy places the organism in Eukaryota, Metazoa, Chordata, Mammalia, Primates, Hylobatidae. Gene Ontology annotation, biological process: protein depalmitoylation. Gene Ontology annotation, molecular function: palmitoyl-(protein) hydrolase activity; carboxylic ester hydrolase activity. The record is from RefSeq and is a predicted model, not a curated record. The coding region runs from base 126 to 842 and encodes 238 amino acids. The transcript has 9 exons.